AUGGACCCCACCUCGGUCGUUGCGAUUGGGUCUGCUAUACAGGGCGGAGAAGAUAGAUCGGCUCGAGGUGGACUCACGCUGUUACGAGUGACGGCGUUGGCCAGCAAGGCGGCAUCGUCGCUGGGAGCUGUGGAGAAGGGUGAGAAUGCCUUGGAUGAGGAGGAGCCUGAUGCUGCUGGAGGUGGCCCUGGUGAUAGUGACAAGAGUGGAUGUUCGGUAUUAGUACAUCUGGAUAAAAGGGGACCAGAUAUUCGUGUAUCGGUGGAAUGCUCAGAAGGAAACACUAGAAGGGAUGGCGAUGCUGGACACGAUGGGACCAAGCAUAACCUCUUUAUGUACGGUGAAGAAUUAUAUAUUGGCUGGAGACGCGAUUCGGGGAUUGCAAUUUACGCUUCCGGUGGUAGCAGUAGCAACUUCGGUGAGGGGUAA
This is a messenger RNA of Perkinsus marinus ATCC 50983, 429 nucleotides long. RefSeq lists its product as hypothetical. The record is from RefSeq and is a predicted model, not a curated record. Bases 1 to 429 code for a protein of 142 amino acids. NCBI's taxonomy places the organism in Eukaryota, Perkinsozoa, Perkinsida, Perkinsidae. The transcript has 6 exons.